AUGGCCAGCGAGAAACCCGAGAAUGUAGAGCGCCAGGCGCCAUCGGAACCGGAACGUCCAGAGGACAAUAUAUCGUCAGAUGGGCAGGUGGACAACGCCAUGGUUAAGCGCGAGCCUAUGACCACAUGGAGGCUGACUCUGGUGCUUGCGUGUAUUGGCGUAGGCUUGUUCCUGUCGCUGCUAGAUACCACGGUGGUUGCGACCAUGCUUACCGCCAUUUCCGAGGACUUUGGCGGGUUUCGCGAUGCGCCUUGGAUUAUUCUUGCCUAUACUCUAUCAUACGUCGGAUUUGCCGUUGCCCUUGCCAGAGUGUCCGAUGUCGUGGGCCGGAAAGCGGUGGUGUGCGUGUCCUUCUUCAUCUUUCUAGUUGCGUCCCUGGCCUGCGGCUUUGCGACCAGCCUCGAACAGCUCAUCGGAUUUCGAGCUGUGCAGGGAAUUGGGGGCGCUGGUUUGUACGCGAUGGCCAUGAUCAUCUAUCCCGAAGUCACACCUCCGGGGUUGGUGCCUGCGAUAUCCGCAGUAAUUGGCCUAAUUGUAGCUCUUGCGGGCGUGAGUGGACCUAUUAUCGGCGGCCUUCUCACCACCUACUCGAGCUGGCGCGGGCCUUGUGCUCUUAUUCCCGGAGUGGUUUUCUACUUCUGCUGGCCAAACAACUUCCAGGCUCUCGACAAAGUGCAGUUCAGGCAUCUCGACUACGUGGGCAUCGUCCUCGUCAUGCUCGGAACGGUACUGCCCGUCUUCAUUGCCAACCAGGCUGCUGUGAGGGAAUACGCCUGGAAUAGCGCGACCUCUAUCUGCAUCCUGGUCCUCUCUGGCCUUACGUGGGUUAUUCUCCUGCUAUGGCAAUGGCAGCUCUCGAGGAAUCCUCGCUUCCGCCUCAUACGUCCACAGCUACCAUUCAGACUAAUCACAGAUCCUGUCAUGGCCUCUGUGUUUGUCUGCACAUUCCUCGCCGGUUUUAUUAUCCACCUUUCGAUCAUCAGUAUUCCACUGCGUGCUCAGAUUGUCAAUGUAUAUGACGCUGUCAAAUCAGGCAUUCUGCUGCUACCGCUUAUGGGGGGGAUGGCAGUUGGAUCAGCCCUCGGAGGCGCCGUGUCGGCCAAAAGGAACCUAACAUUCUGGACUUUAAACCUGGCGAGCAUAUUCAUGCUGAUUGGCAGUGCGCUCAUGUCAACGAUUCCAGGUACACUCAGCCCAGCAGCCAGGCAGUGGGCAUUUGAGGCCAUCCUUGGCCUGGGUCUUGGUUUGAAUCUCUCUAGCUCAACACUUAUGACAUCUCUACAAGCCGAGUUUGAGGACUACUCAAUUGCACAAGGCCUCACUGCUCAGAUGCGUCUCUUUGGUGGCAGUGCUGGCGUGGCCGCCAGCUUUACUGUCCUGAACACCAAGAUCCACAAUACUCUAGGCAGUGUUUUGUCGCCAGAACAGCUCAACGACUUCUACAAAUCACCCGUCGCCAUUCUCUCUUUCACCAUCGCUGAAAAACUAGAAGUCAGGGAAACAUAUAUAGAAGCAUUCGCCAUCGACAUGCGCAUAUGCAUCGGGAUAUCCGUUGCAAGUUUACUAGUCUCGAUUUGUACGUAUCAGCGCGACCCGCCGUCUAUUAAGAAGCGUUUAGGCGAUCUUGAAAAAUUUCACGCGCGAGGCGUAGAUAUACCUGUGACAGAGGCGGUUUAG
Molecule: messenger RNA, 1677 nt
Organism: Venustampulla echinocandica
Lineage: Eukaryota; Fungi; Ascomycota; Leotiomycetes; Helotiales; Pleuroascaceae
Exons: 6
Coding region: 1-1677 (558 amino acids)
Biological process (GO): transmembrane transport
Cellular component (GO): membrane
Molecular function (GO): transmembrane transporter activity
Source: RefSeq, a predicted model, not a curated record